CAUUUCGCAUUGUAGCCGCGCCGCAGCAGAUGCAUCACCAUGCCUGCUGAUCAACUCCUCAACACCGUCUUGCAGCAUUACCAGGACCUUCACGAUGCGGCCAAGACGGAACAAAUCAUCGGCACGACCGCACACCUGCUCUCGCAGCUCUCCAACCCACUCAACCUCGGCGUUCUCACAUCGCAGCUGUUGACGGCUCCCGCAAUCUGGGAGAGACACGAUGGGUUGCGCACCUCGGUCCGAAUCAUCAGCAUCUACAACACCGCCGCGAUUCGCGUUUGCGAGCAAGAAGUCCUGAACGACAAGAACAAGCUCGAGGGCCGGCCUCUCGAGGGAGGUGCUAUUAAGUGCGAUGCCUGGACGCGGGCGGUUGUCAAGGGCGCCGAUGAAUAUUCAAAACGGUGGCAGCAUCUGCUGGUUCUGACAGGCAUCCUCAUGGGGAUGGAGGGCAACGACAGACGUGCACUCUCCAGCAGCCUCAGAGGGAUCAUUGGGCAGGCGGUUGUGCUGGCGGCCAAUAUGGCACUGGAGAGUCACAGACAAGAUGGACCGCUCGCUGGCGCUUCAAUUGCGCUGGCACUCAAUUUCUCGUUUCCUCUACUCUCUGAUUUCCACAAGGCUCAGAUCAACUGCAAUGAGCUAUUGCCCGUCACUAUCUGGGCUCUCACCGGCCCGGAAGGCUUCUGCGAAGGCCAGUUUCUUCAGGUUAUUGGAGAGAGCAUCACUGAGGCUCCCGGCCAGCUCCUCUCCUGGACCUCGCAAACCCCCUCAUUUCAACUGCUGCAGGCCAUGGACCAGCGCCCCCUGAUGGGAAAUGUUGGCCCCUUGUCGAAGCUUGCAGCCUACGCAGCUCUACAUGCCACUGAUACGGACGUUGUGUUGGCCGCACACGAUGCGCUGCUAGUUUUCUCGCGUCAAGUGCUGGACGCCUGGCAGUUGAAUCGAUUCAACGACAUUGACCCGGCGUUUGAGGCCAACAAGCUGAGCCUUGAGACUCUCCAAAAGACGUGGCCGGUGUUGUGGCAGGUCUUGCGAAAGCUGCUGUUUGGCGCUGUGGCUGUUGUCCAGGCCAUCGUUUCACGCAGUCUGCUUGAUCAUCGCAUGUUGAAUCCCGUGGCUGCCUCAGGAAUUGCUGCCAAAUCACUGCACAUUCUGCGGAAUUUGUACUUCAUCUCUAACCGGAACAACAACAGCGCUUUCCAGGUGUAUACUUUCAGUUACCUGACCUCCAUCGACAGCCUCUCGCGGCACCCGGCCGCAUCUGAGCUGUUCCUCAAGGAGAUUCGCCCCCUGGAAGCUCCCACUGCCCCAAUCACACACCUCUCAAGGACGCUGGACCUGUUUUUCUUGAACGUUGCCGAGCACCUCCCCCUGGUGCUCUCUACAGCAGCCUGCGAAGCUCUAGUCAUCAAGCCAGCAACUGCCUACCUCUCCCACGAGGGCCCCAUGACUCCCUCCACGGUCGAACUCUUUGAAUCAUCUCACAGUGCCAUCCUCUCUGUCCUCUCCUGCCCACAGCAUAGUUCACUCACCAUCGACAUCACUCCCUUCUACAUUAUCAAGCUAUUCGAAUCCUUCCCCCAACAAAUCUCCCCACGGCAGUUCCGGGUCGCCUACAAGACUGUCAUGCAAAUUGUCUCUCCUCCUAAUCCUAUCGCAGCAAUGGAGCCUCAUCUCGCGGAAACCCUCCUCGAAAUGCUUCGAGAUACCAUCCCCACCGCGGGCACCACGCUUCUGCCUCAAUCCCCGGAUACUGCAUCGCCAGAUGGUACUUCACCAGAAGAUGCUACCCAGGAGGCCCCAGAGCUUUUCUCAGAGCAGAGUUCACUCACUAUGGCCCUGGUUGAUACGCUGCCAUUCUUGCCUCUGCCUUUGGUAGAAGAGUGGCUUACCAUCACGGCACAGACUUUGAAUAUGAUUGCAGAUCCCAAGCUUCGAGCACCAGUGAAGAAGCGGUUCUGGGACAUUCUCAUCAAUGGAGAAAUGGAUGUAGAAAGAGCAGCCAUCGGAGUAGCCUGGUGGGGGGAUCAGGGUGGAAGGGAACUGUUCACCUCCAAGCCUGCGCCCGAGACAGCCAUGAUGAGCGGCGCAAUUGUGUCUAGUGACCUGGUGAGCAGCAAGUUGUAAGGGCACGGGAUGCAUCAACGCAUCACAGAUAUGUGAUGGAAUUAUGGAAACCACAAAUGGGGGUUCGUCAUCACAUCUUGCAGCUUCUUAGACUUAUUCACCGACGCUGGAGCUUGGUCAUCUAACAUGGAUAAACGUGUGUUUAAUGCAAACAAUAUUAGUUUUGGGG
Messenger RNA from Trichoderma virens Gv29-8, 2296 nucleotides. RefSeq lists its product as uncharacterized. Lineage: Eukaryota; Fungi; Ascomycota; Sordariomycetes; Hypocreales; Hypocreaceae. The coding region runs from base 40 to 2127 and encodes 695 amino acids. The record is from RefSeq and is a predicted model, not a curated record. The transcript has a single exon.